GUAAAAGUUCCAUCUGCAGUUCUUCACUGUGCCUGGUACCUCUCUGACCACCAUCAUGUCGAGGUUUUUCUCCGUUGUGAUUGGGAUUAUUCUAGUUUUUUCUGCAAUGGCACAAGGUGCAGACAAAGCCUCUUCUGGAGGAAAGUCAUACACCCUUCAACCCUGGCUGCUGGGCCUUACUGCUGUGGUUGUUUUCCUGUUCAUCGUUUUCAUCUUGCUGAUUGUUAACAGAAUGUGGUGCAAAAAAGAGAAGCAAAGAUCCAAUGAGGAGAACCCCAAAGAGGAAAGGGUAGAAAUUAAUGCUUAUGAAAAUAAAGCAAUGGAAAAGGAUGACGACGAUGAGGAAAAGGGCAAGAAGAAAGAGCAGAAUAAAAAGGAGGCAAAGUGGGAGGAGGAUGAAAAAGAGGAUUCCAAAAUCACUGCCAUGUGACUUAAAUAGCCACUACCAUUUCCUGGCUAAUUUAUUUUGCAAAAGUUUUGGGCAGUACAACGCUUGCAGUGUUUUAAACAAUUAAGGAUAUAUGUAAUAAAAGUAGUAAACAGAUUUUUUUUUGCACACACCAGAACAAAAAAAGUAGAUUUUUGUUUUGUAUAGUGUAUUUUUAAGGCCUACUUAAAGGUGACGUAUUUCUUCCCAAACAAAAUUUGUAUUACUUUUGUGCAAAGGAAAAAUUGCUCACAUUAAUGAAUCAUCUUUGGCAUUGUAGUAUGGCCUUCUUCUCUGCACUGAUUAUUCUCAUUUCCUGUAGCUUUAAACUUUACUGUCCUUAAAUAAAUGUUGCGUUCCUAAAUAUUAUUUUUACUAUCCAUUUACUCAUAAUUGCAAGCAAAAAUUUUUUUUCUUGUGGAAUGUAUACUUAAGCUUUACUCUGAAAUAAAGUUGACUUUUUCUGAA
This is a messenger RNA of Xenopus laevis (African clawed frog), 895 nucleotides long. RefSeq names its product small integral membrane protein 24 (gene smim24.L). The coding region runs from base 56 to 430 and encodes 124 amino acids. The transcript has 4 exons. The record is from RefSeq and is a predicted model, not a curated record. NCBI's taxonomy places the organism in Eukaryota, Metazoa, Chordata, Amphibia, Anura, Pipidae.